This is a messenger RNA of Xenopus laevis (African clawed frog), 2562 nucleotides long. It is a transcript of the gene chaf1b.L, whose product is annotated as chromatin assembly factor 1 subunit B L homeolog. The transcript has 14 exons. Lineage: Eukaryota; Metazoa; Chordata; Amphibia; Anura; Pipidae. The record is from RefSeq and is a predicted model, not a curated record. Bases 160 to 1869 code for a protein of 569 amino acids. Gene Ontology annotation, cellular component: CAF-1 complex; nucleus. Gene Ontology annotation, biological process: DNA replication-dependent chromatin assembly; nucleosome assembly.
UGUGGUGUCUCUCGCAGUCACUAGAUGGCGCUGUCGGUGGCAGGAAGUAGUGGAGGCGCCGCUCUAUGGUAGGAGGAGGGGAGGGAUUGCAGCGGGCGCGGGAAAGUUUGUAGCAGACGCAGUGUGUGUGUGAUAGAGCGGAUCUCUUCCCCCGGCAGAAUGAAGGUUAUAACAUGUGAGAUUUCCUGGCAUAACAAGGAGCCAGUGUACAGUCUGGACUUCCAACAUGGCAACGAUAAGUUCAACCGCUUGGCGUCUGCUGGAGUGGACACGGCUGUGAGGCUUUGGAAAAUCGAGAGAUCUCCGGAGGGGAAAGCCGUAGUUGAGUUCUUGGCCAGUCUUGCUCGUCACACCAAAGCCGUGAAUGUGGUUCGGUUCUCCCCAAAUGGAGAAAUCCUGGCCUCGGGGGGAGAUGACGCAGCGAUACUUCUGUGGAAGCUGAAUGAGACCAAGGAGUGUGAGCCGGCUCCGUUUCAGGAACAGGAUGAGUUUGAGCUCAACAAGGAAAACUGGACUGUGUUUAAAACUUUAAGGGGGCACCUGGAGGAUGUGUAUGAUAUCUGCUGGACUCAGGACAGUAACUUCAUGGUGUCGGCGUCUGUAGAUAACACUGCCAUUACGUGGGACGUCACUAAAGGUCAGAAACUGUCUAUAUUCAACGAGCACAAAAGCUACGUGCAGGGUGUGACUUGGGAUCCAUUGGGCCAGUAUAUUGCCACCCUCAGUUGUGACCGGAUUAUGCGUGUUUACAAGACCGAGACCAAGAGGGUUGCUUAUAACGUGAGCAAGAUGACAUCUAGUCCUGGCCCUGACGGAGAGGCAAAAAGUUUCCGCAUGUACCAUGAUGACAGUAUGAAGUCCUUCUUUAGGAGACUGACCUUUACUCCUGAUGGAUCCCUGCUUCUAACCCCAGCCGGCUGUGUGGAAGCUGGGGAGACUGUCAUAAACACCACCUAUGUCUUUGGGAGAAAGAACCUUAGGAGACCAAUUGCACAUCUUCCCUGCCCAACAAAGGCCACCCUUGCAGUGCGCUGCUGUCCUGUUUACUUUGAGCUGAGACCAACUAUGAAAGAUGAUUCUGGAGAAUCCCGCCCGCAGGGUCUCAUCACGCAACCGUACCGCAUGGUGUUUGCCGUCGCCUCAGAAGAUGCCGUCCUUUUCUAUGACACCCAGCAGCUGUUCCCUUUUGGCUACGUCUCCAACGUGCACUAUCACACGCUGAGUGAUAUUUCAUGGUCCAGCGAUGGGAAUUUUUUAGCCAUCUCCUCCACGGACGGCUAUUGCUCCUUUGUGACCUUUGAGGAGGGUGAACUUGGGGUUCCUCUAAAGGAAAAACCUGUAGCUCUGAUCCCCAAAACUCCAGCGACCGAAAGGAAGAUCAAGAAAGCUCAGUCUAAGAAAGUGUCCUCGCCGGGCUCCCGACAAGAACUGACUCCAUCUAACAAGUCCAUGGAACAUUCCGCUCCAUCCACUCCCAUGAAUAGCAGGCCUACCCCUGCCUCCGGAAGCAGAGAGUGUACCCCAGUCAGCAGCAACUCGCUCGCCUCAACUCCGAACUCCGAGGAUAAGAGAAACGCUAAAGGAGGGCAGCCGCGCAGGAUAAUGCUAAAUACACUGGAGGCCUGGAGCAAACCAACGACACCUUCCCCGAGGCGAAUCAGUCUCAUCUCUGUGAAAACAAAUUCUCCCAGUUCUGCACCGAGCAGCCCAGCCCUCAGUACAACUCCAAGACCUGAAGCCAACCCCAGUGUUCCCCCAAGUGAGGACGUUGGCUGUAAACCCCCAGAAUCAAAACGCUUACGGACUGAAGAUUCCCCGAGCUGUUCCUCUUCCGACAAGCCAAGCGGCUCUGACCAGACCAACAAAUAACCUGAUAAAUGUUGGACUUUGAGAUUUCUCCCCGUUCCACUCGCAGCAUCUCCUUGUUUUGUGCAACUGUCUAAGCCACGUUUCAUGCAGCUCCAACACAGAUUGCAGAUGGUCCUUUUAAGGCUUUUUUCCCCAUAACGAAAUAACUUGUUCAUUUCAGUUAACGACAGUGCUGAUUGGUCACUUUCUUGUGUUGUGUUUAUGAGGUUGUGGAGCUGAUAUAGGCUGUACCUUCACCCCAUUCCAGUACAGUGUCCAGUGUAUGUAUAUAUCUAUAUAUAGUCUCCUGCUGUAUUCUCUGUUAGAUAUGUCAUUUUUUUAAAGUAUCCUAAGGAAACUUUCACUUGCUAAAUAAGUUCCUCAUUUUUGUUUUUGGGUUGUUACACCGUACUGGUUCAAUAGCAAAUUAUUGAAUGCGGUGCUGCACUUUUUUCUAACCUUAUUGUGCUGUGAUCUGGGCCCUUUAUUGUGGCCUGUCCUACUGUUUAGCAGGGGACUUGGGAGUGUGGGCAUAAGGCCUUCUGAUUUGCUUUGAAAAUGGCUAAAAAUGAUGCCAGGAAAGAGGAUUCAAGGAUCAGUAUUGUUCCACGUAAGUGUAUUAACCCGUACAGAGGAAGUGGCGUUUUUUUUCUUUUGUAGGAAAGCCAAUAAUGCCUUAAAGGACAAGUAACAUCAAAAAAUUUAUGUUUUAAA